Molecule: messenger RNA, 2529 nt
Organism: Thecamonas trahens ATCC 50062
Lineage: Eukaryota; Apusomonadida; Apusomonadidae
Exons: 4
Coding region: 1-2529 (842 amino acids)
Biological process (GO): cholesterol metabolic process
Cellular component (GO): endoplasmic reticulum membrane
Molecular function (GO): protein binding
Source: RefSeq, a predicted model, not a curated record
AUGGAGAGCCCGUCUGUGGCAGCGACUCUGUCUCAGGAGGUGCUGGCGGCAGUAUCGGCAGCCGAGUCCGAGGCAACGGUGCGGGCAGAGGCAGCCGUGGCUACCGCGCAGGCGGCGGUGCGGGAGGAGGCGCUGGCGCUCAUCAACGGGGCGCGUGAGGAGAUGGACUCGCGCUUUGCCCGCCUUAUCAAGCGGGUCGACGAGCUUAUGGAGGGUGCCGGUCAGCAGACUACCAAGUCGCUGCGUCGUGCGCUCCGCGGCGGCAAGGCCGAGCUGGGCUCAGGUGUCGACGGGCCGCGCAAGGGCGAGAGCCGAAGCAAGGGCGGGCGUGGGAGAACCGGCGGCAGCGAUGGCGGCUUCAAGUGGGUCUUCACGCCCUGCAAGUCCAAGCUGACGCAGAUGCUUGCUAUCCGCGACUACGCCACCAUCCACAAUCUCUUUGUGACGGUCAUCAUCAUGGCCGGGCUGAACAUCUUCAUCCAGGACUUUUUCGAGUCAGGCACCCUCUUUGUCGACCUCUCGCUCAUCUGGUGGUGCUUUGGCCAGUUUGAUACGGUCAUUCUCAUGUGGUUUGUCCUUUUUGGGGCCUCGUAUGCCAUUCUCCCCAUCGCGUACGUGUGCCACUGCUCGAUGUCGCGCGCGCUGCGGUGUGCGGCGGUGUGCGCGUACGCGGUGUACCAGCUCGGCCUCUACGCGGCGGCUGGGUAUGCGGUACGGCGGUUGGAGCUGCCGCCGGCAUCAGGCCUGGCAUUUAUGCUGGAGCAGACGCGGAUCUCGAUGAAGAUCCACUCGUAUCUCCGCGAGUCGUACCCUGCGGACUCGGACGACUACCCGCACUCCACGGUGGCGGCCGGCACGCUCCUCGCCGCCGAGCCUGUGGCCUUUGACGGAUGGACGCUCGGCAAUGAGGUCGAAGCGUACACAUACUUUAUGUUUGCGCCGACCUUUCUCUACCGGCGAUCGUAUCCGCGGACGUAUCGCACGCGCUAUGCGCUUGUUCUCCGCUACAUUGCCGAGAUCGUGGCCGUCGUCUACUGCGCGUACAUUGUGUUCCGGUACGUGGGCCCGCAGUUUGAAAAAGCGGCCAACGCGCCGUUUGCCUACAAGCCGUUUGUACUCUCGGUCUUCUCGUCGAUGAUGCCCGCCAUGCUGCUGUACAUCAUGGCCUUCUGGGGCUUGCUCCAUGCCUGGCUCAACGCCUGGGCCGAAAUCACCCGUUUUGCCGACCGCCGCUUCUACUCGGACUGGUGGAACGCCACCUCGUGGGGCUCGUUUUAUCGCCGGUGGAACUCGGUCGUCCACCUUUGGGUCCGCGCCUACCUCUACUCGGACUCGAUGGAGUUCCUCGGCCUGGGCCGCGGUGCCGCCCAGCUGUUUGCCUUUUUUGUCUCGGCCGUCCUGCACGAGUACAUCAUCGCCGCCGCCCUCGGCUUUGUCUAUCCGGUCCUGCUGCUGAUGUUUGGCGGGCCGGGCGUCAUCUUUAUCACUCUUACCGCCAACAAGGCCUCGUACUGGAAUCUGUUCCUCUGGCUCAUGCUUGCGCUCGGCAACGGCCUGCUGAUGGUUCUGUACACCCGCGAGUGGUACGCCAUCCGCUCCUCGUGCGUUGUCCCUCUCUUUGGCCCCGAUCAGUGGAUUGCACUGGCGUCGCCGCUGGCGCCGCUGCGCAGCACCUGCCCAAAUGAUCGUGCCUACGUCGUCCAGUGCUUCCGGCAUGUCCGGCCUGGCCACUACAGCCCCCUUGGUGCUGCUUCGGGUUGUGGUGGGGCUCUGGCUGUGACGGUGGUUGUGACUGCGGCUGCGGCUGGCGAGAAUAGGGAGCUGCUGUAUGCUCCGCCGACACCGACAGAGGAGCUGGGACACAAGCUAGAGGCUGCAUUGUUGUAUCAGAAUGGCGGCAAGGUGAAGCUUGCGGUGGAAACAUACCUGGCGGCGCGAUCGCAGUGGUUGGAGCUGGUGGAUGCAGAGGACGAGCUGCCACUGGUGGACAUCUACUUUAUGUGCGCCCUGGGCUCGGUCUACGAGUCUGAGGAGCAGGAUCGGGUUGCGCUGUUGCAGUUCCAGGAUGCUCGCCAGCUCGCUGAGGAGCUCCCACCGGGACAUCCGGUCCGCGCCCUCACAUGGUCGUUUGUUGGGGGUGUGUACACCCACAUGGGCGAGUUCCGGCUUGCGCUGGAGACCUUCCGCAAGGCCCGCGCCAUCCGGCUCAUCACCAUGCCCGAGGAUCACGUUGACGUGGCGCUCCUCGACAACAACAUUGCGGUCUGCCUCGACUCGAUGGGCCGCUCCAAGGAGGCGCUGGCCAUGUUUAAGGCUGCCCGCGACGUCUUUGCUGCCCAACUCGGACCCGAUCAUCCGCGCCACUACACGGCCUCGCGCAACGCCGUCAAGUGCCAUCACCGCAUCUUCUCCGACUUUCAGCCGGUCGUGCCGGAUGUUGCGGCCUCGGCUGUCUACGAUCCGACUGCCACCAAGAAGAAGCGCCGCAAGAAGAAGACCGAAGGCGCCACCAACCAACGUCGCCGCUAG